This is a messenger RNA of Siniperca chuatsi (mandarin fish), 3926 nucleotides long. RefSeq names its product protein kinase C, gamma (gene prkcg). Lineage: Eukaryota; Metazoa; Chordata; Actinopteri; Centrarchiformes; Sinipercidae. Gene Ontology annotation, molecular function: zinc ion binding; ATP binding; diacylglycerol-dependent serine/threonine kinase activity. The record is from RefSeq and is a predicted model, not a curated record. Gene Ontology annotation, biological process: protein phosphorylation.
ACAUCAUGUCUACCCCAGUCUCCCCUUCCCCCCUCUCCCCGUUGACACUGGCCUCCCCUAUAUCGGCAACCUCCCCUGGAGCCUCCCCUCUGCCCUCACCCCUCUCCCCUCCACCCAGGGUGCCCGUGUUCCAGAGAAAGGGAGCGCUCAAACACAAGAGGAUUGUUGAGGUGAAAGACCAUCAGUUCACAGCCCGCUUCUUCAAACAGCCCACCUUCUGCAGCCACUGCACUGACUUCAUCUGGGGCAUUGGCAAACAGGGAUUCCAAUGUCAAGUUUGCAGUUUUGUGGUCCACAAAAGAUGUCACGAGUUUGUGACCUUCACUUGUCCUGGCUCUGUGGCGGGCCCCAAACCAGAUGACCUGAAGAGUCGACACACAUUUAAGGUCCAGACUUACUCCAGUCCCACUUUCUGCGACCACUGUGGCUCAUUGCUGUACGGCCUCAUACACCAGGGCAUGAAAUGUACCUGUUGUGACAUGAACGUCCAUCGACGGUGUGAGACCAGUGUUCCCAGUCUCUGUGGCCAAGACCAUACAGAGAAGAGAGGGAGGAUCCACCUGACUAUCAGAGGAGAGAAGGAGGAUGUCUUUGUCACAGUGCGGGAGGCUCGAAACCUUAUGCCUAUGGAUCCAAAUGGCCUGUCAGACCCGUAUGUUAAACUGAAAUUGAUUCCAGACCCAAAGAGCCACAGCAAACAGAAGACCAAGACCAUCCGCUCAACACUCAAUCCCAUCUGGAAUGAGAGUUUCACCUUCUCAGUGCGCGGCCACCAGUGGGACAGGCGACUAUCUGUGGAGGUAUGGGACUGGGACCGCACGUCUAGGAACGAUUUCAUGGGAGCGCUGUCAUUUGGAGUGAGUGAGAUCUUCAGGCGUCCUAUCAGUGGCUGGUUCAAACUGCUGGCCCAGGAUGAGGGAGAGUACUACAACAUCCCUGUGCCAGACCCAGACCUGCAGGAGCCUCAGCCAGACGUUACAACACCCUCUCUGCCUCAAGCAAUACCUGUCCCUCUGUCUGAAGCAUUCCCUGCGGCCCUGUCCCCGACCCCUCUACCGUCCUGUCCACCUGUCCACACGCCAGGCCCUGCCAAAGUCAAAGUGGGCAUCCACGACUUCAACUUCCUCAUGGUGCUGGGCAAAGGCAGCUUUGGCAAGGUGCUGCUGGCAGAGGAGCGAGGCAGCGAGCGUCUGUUUGCAGUUAAAGUGUUGAAGAAAGACGUUCUCUUCCAGGACGAGGACACGGAGAGCGCCCUGGUGGAGAGGAGGGUUCUAGCGCUUUCCUCUCGCCCUCACUUCCUCACAUCGCUCUACUGCGCCUUCCAGACUGAGGACCGUCUGUAUUAUGUGAUGGAAUACGUCAACGGAGGAGACCUGAUGUUUCACAUUCAGAUAGUCGGCAAGUUCAAAGAACCUCAUGCAGCGUUUUAUGCAGCAGAGAUAGCAGUCGGCCUCUUCUUCCUCCACAGCAAAGGCAUCAUCUACAGGGACCUAAAGCUGGAUAAUGUGCUGCUUGACAGCGAGGGCCACAUAAAGAUAGCUGACUUUGGGAUGUGCAGGGAGGGCAUGUUCGAGGGUGACACCACGCGCACGUUCUGCGGCACCCCCGACUACAUCGCUCCUGAGAUUGUGGCAUAUCAGCCCUACGAUAAAGCGGUAGACUGGUGGUCCUAUGGAGUACUGCUGUAUGAAAUGCUGGCAGGACAGCCACCAUUUGAUGGUAUUGACGAGGAGGAGCUGUUUCAGUCCAUCAUGGAGCAGUGUGUCUCAUACCCGAAAAGUCUCUCUCGUGAAGCUGUCGCUAUCUGCAAGGGACUCCUGACGAAGCACCCGGCCAAGCGUCUGGGUGGAGGAGAGGAUGCAGAGAGAGAAAUCAAGGAGCAUCCGUUCUUCCGCUGGCUUGACUGGGACCGUCUGGAGAGACUGGAGAUCCAGGCGCCCUUCAAACCCAGAACUGGUGGGAAAAAAGGUGAAAAUUUCGACAAGUUCUUCACAGCGGCUCCGUCAGUGCUAACUCCCUCUGACCCGGAUAUACUAGCAGCUAUGAACCAGGAAGACUUCCUGGGCUUCUCCUUCCUAAACCCAGACUUUGCCCCCUCGCCGCUCACUGCUGUUUGAAAAUGGCUCCUAAACCUGCUCCAACAAGUGUACCCAAACUACCCUGUUACCCCCCCAAUAGUAGUUUUAUAACAAAGAAUUUGAACAUGAGAACUAGCAAUAUUAAAGACACCUCUCAUAACCAAAUUUGGACACCUUUGUAUUCACGCACUCUCUUUGAUGUAUGUAUAUUAUCUUGAAUGUCACAGAAUAUGUUGCAGCAAUGCAAACAAAGCCAGUAUUCUACUGUAGAUUUCCAUCCACCAUUAGAGUUUUUUGUAAGAUAUCCCUUAACUUGAUAUAAGAGUACUGUAGUAUGAACCUGAUAAAUGAAUCUCUUUGCAUGCAGAGUUUUUAGAACAAAUUGCUCUGACACACUAGUUUUCUAUAGCGUAGAUUAUCCAAGAAAAUAUACCUGUAUAACUGUACAAUCAAUUUAUUUAAAACUUUUUCUGUUACUUUGAUUAGAAUCAUCUUGUGUUGUGAGAAGCUGUAUUUUACAGAGCAAUUGCAUUUCCAAGUCAGGUUUUUCUCAUACAGCUACACAGGCCAUAUAAUAGGCAAAACAAGACCCUUUUUAAUCAUUUUGCAAUUCAUACACAUGAAUAAAAAUGUCUCUUAGCAGGUAUAUUCCAGUCAAACAUUUGUAUUUAUACGCAGUACAGUAAUUCAGCAUCAGAGGCACUAUAAUGUGUCUUUCUGAAUAUCUAUCUCACUCUAUUUGUGUGUGUGUGAGUGUUUGACUAUGACGCAAACUGAGCGAGUAGCCUUUUUUUUGUAUUAGACUGGCAUCCUGUGGAAGAGCACAGUCAGGUUCCUCUGGCCUGGCCCGACCUCUCAGUUUAACGUCAUGCCAGUGACCUCAGAUGACCCACAGAUGCGCUGAAACGACGCAACGUGCACAGUUAAUGUGACAGUUAAUGUAGGCUACAGUGCUGCCUUCCAGCUCAUGCCCACUCUGCCUGACUCUAUUAUCACUGGGAGGAAGUCCUCACAUUAUUGCCACAGUUUGAACAGCAUCAUCUUCUUAUUCACAUAUGAUUCUUUUCUCUGUGCUGAGCUGUGGAAUUAGGCCUCACCACAUCACAAUAUACAGUAUCUGUGCUCCUUAAUGACAUCUUACAACUGCACUAAAAUAUGUAUGUGCAGUCUUAUAAAAUAUGCCUCUUAAUAAUGUUUUGUCCAGCUGAAGCAAGAAGCUUGUGCAGGUGCAGGUACUUUAUUAUUUUUGUGGUGUAUACCAUAAAGCAUUUUGCUGUGUAAUGACGUACUCACAGCAUUGAUUAGGUGUAAUUAAAAGUGAGGCUCAGCGAGACUGUUCAAUACAUGGAAAAAUAAUAGCAGCACUGUCAUUUAACAUUAUCUGAGCAGAGCAGGUGGCUGCAAACAUACAGUUUAAUAAUCCCAUUUCAGUGCUCUUAUCUCACAAACCAGCUGGUCAUUUUGCAUGGAAAUCUGUUUGAUUUCCUUUAAAGCAUCUUUUUGAUCUUUCUGUUUACAUCCUAUGUCAGCAUAAUGAUAAUUAUAACCCUUUCUCAUCCAGAAGAGCAAAAAUGUACAUAUUUGCUUUAAGUGCAUAUGUGUGUGUCCCUUUAAUAGUGCCCACUUUAAAAGGUCAGAGCAGUUCAUCUGAUUGCCUUAGCUCAGUUUGAGUGGAGGUCAAAUGUCACAACACACAGUAUUUCAAUACUAUAGAUGAUACAAUCAAUAAUAGAUAAUACAAUAGACGAUUUAUGCAUUUAAAUAUCUGUUAGUUGAGUUAACUUCUGUUUUUAUGUGCUGAAAAAAGAACAUUGAAAUAAACUUAUUGAAAAAAAAAUCAUGAAACGA